AUGAACAACUCCAGAAGGUUCUUGUUCCAGGUGUGUUUGAGUUUGGUACUUUCCAUGGGCUAUUGCACCUGCAAGCCGUUGGGGAAUGAAAUCCACAGCGAAGAUGACCUAAGGGGAUUUUACUCCACGCAGGAGGAUCUCCUGGAGGAGGAAGACGAGGACUCGAGGAUGGCAAACCUCCUCGGAACCAUGAAAGAAGACUUCCUUAGGAAACUCAACCUUUCUGAUGUACCUCAGGAAAAGGGGAAAAUUGAUCCACCUCAAUUCAUGAUGGAACUCUACAAUAAGUACGCAUCCGAUAGCACGGCCAUCCCUCAGUCAGAUGUCAUACGCAGUUUCAGCGUCCAAGAUAUCACACAUUCUGUGACUGAUGGCUCAAAGUCAAGAAACAGGCUGCUGUUCAACAUCAGCAUACCCAGCCAUGAAAAGGUCAUCAAAGUUGAAUUACAACUCUUCCUCCUCCCAGAUGCCGCGUCGAGGGUGACCUCCCACACUUGCACAACCUUCAUCAAUGUAUACGAAAUGGAUUACGAUCAUUUGGAUUCCACCAAUCGGCUUUUAGCUUGGAAAGAGUUAACAGGUUCUCAGAACACAUGGGUGACAAUGGACGUCACCACAGCCGUCCAGGAUAGAGUUGUGUCUAACAAUGGAAUUACUGGAUUUGAUGUCGUGGUGGAUGGGAGGGACACGCGCAUGAGCCUUUCUGUUGGAGAUAACACCUCAGCUGCUUUAAUCGUCUUCUCCGACGAAAUCGGGAGCAGAAGGCGAGAGGCCAAGAAAGAACUCCAGGAGAUGAUACUUCACGAAGAAGAAAGCAUCUUCCGUUUGGAGACCGACUGGAACACAGAGGAUCAUCUCGCCAACCAAAUUCCUGGAGCUCAGUAUCAUCGGAAAAAGAGAAAGGCGGAGCGGGAAUACUGCAGACGGACCUCUCUCAAGGUUAAUUUCAGAGACAUCGGCUGGGACAGCUGGAUCGUGGCACCUCCGGAAUAUGAUGCGUUUGAAUGUCGCGGGUUGUGCUACCACCCACUGACAGACGAAUCCACGCCAUCCAAGCAUGCCCUCAUCCAAACACUGAUGAAUAUCCGGAACCCCAAGAAGGCCAACAUGGCGUGCUGCGUCCCCAUCAAACUGGACCCCAUCACUGUCAUGUAUCAGGAAAAUGGACGGGUCACUAUCAGAUAUUUGUAUGAGGAGAUGAAGGUAGCGGAGUGUGGAUGCAGGUAG
Molecule: messenger RNA, 1227 nt
Organism: Nerophis lumbriciformis (worm pipefish)
Lineage: Eukaryota; Metazoa; Chordata; Actinopteri; Syngnathiformes; Syngnathidae
Source: RefSeq, a predicted model, not a curated record